UUCACUUCCGAGAUUUCGAUCGAGUUCCAUGGCCGCUUCUUCUUCUUCUUCUUCUUCCUCUGUCGGCCGUUGGAACUACGAUGUCUUCAUCAGCUUCAAAGCCGACGACACCCGCAAGAUCUUCGUCGGCCAUCUCCACAAGGCUCUGCAUGAGAAAGCAAUCAACACAUUCCUCGACUCCGACGACCCUUCAGAGGUUAUGGAAGCCAUCGCCGACUCGAGGCUGUCCGUUGUUGUGUUCUCCAAACACUAUGCUUCUUCCAGGUGGUGCAUGAAGGAGCUGGUGAGGAUCAUGGAGUGCAUGAAAACCAUGAAGCAGAUUGUGGUGCCUGUUUUCUACGAACUUGAUCGUUGUGAUAUUAAGUCGAGUUUUGAGGAAGGGUUUGGUAAGCAUGAAGUAGAAGAGGUGCGGAGAUUGAAGUCUCUUCUGAUUCAAGCCGCCAGUUUAUCUUGCUGGGAUUCCCGGAAUUAUCGGGAUGAUGCCAAGUUUAUUGAGAAAAUCGUCGACGAUAUUUCUAAGAGAUUGAUACGGGUGAGACCUGGAAAAGAGAAUUGUUUGGUUGGAAUGGAUAGACACAUAGCAGAAGUAGAUAGUAUGUUGUGUCUUGGGGUGGAUGAUGUUCGUGGUAUUGGGAUAUACGGAAUGCCUGGUAUAGGUAAAACAACCAUUGCUCGAGCUGUUUAUGAUGAAAUCACUUGUCAGUUUGAACACUACUGCUUUCUUGAAAAUGUCAAAGAUGGUUUCAAGAAUAAAGGUGCAGAACGUCUGCAGGAAGAACUUCUAUGUAGAAUGUUGAAGAAAAAGGUGUGUAACUUAGGUGAUUUGAAUACUGGCUUUAAGAUGGUUAUGGAAAGGCUGAAUAAGAAAAAAGUUUUGCUUGUUCUUGAUGAUGUGGAAACUUUUGCCCAGAUUGAAGCCUUACUUGGAAAGCAAUGUUCAUUUGGUGGUGGAAGUAGAAUCAUUAUAACAACUAGAGAUAUACAAUCACUAAGUGGAGUGCAGGAGAGAUAUAGUCCCAAAUUUUUAAGUGAUGAUGAAGCUCUUGAACUUUUUAUGCAGUAUGCAUUCAGAACACACCAACCCACAAGAGAGUACGAUUCUCUCUCAAGGCGUGCCAUAGGAUAUGCUCGAGGUCUGCCUCUAGCACUUAAAGUUUUGGGAGCUUUUCUUGAUUGCAAAAGUGCAUGUGAGUGGGAAGAUGAGCUAGAAAAAAUAAAGAAAAUCCCACACAUGGAAAUUCAGGGUGUGCUUAGAACAAGCUUGAAUGGACUAGAGCCUUUACAGAAGGACAUAUUUCUAGAUAUUGCAUGUUUCUUCAGAGGAAUGGACAAAGGAUAUGUGACAAAAGUUCUGGAAAGUUGUGGCUUUUACCCCCCUAGUGGAUUACGAGUACUACUUGAUAGAGCUCUCAUUACGAUCUCAGAUGACAAUAGGCUCGAAAUGCAUGAUCUACUACAAGAAAUAGGCUGGGAAAUUGUUCGACAACAAUCAGUUAAAGAUCCUGGGAAGCGCAGUAGGUUGUGGGUUUAUGAAGAUGUUGAUCAUGUCUUCACUCAAAAUACGGCUACAGAUGCAGUUGAGGGCAUAAUGCUCGACUUCUUAAGGUCAAAACAGGUAUACUUAACUUCUGAAGCUUUUGUUAAAAUGACGAGGCUGAGACUGCUAAGGAUUAUCAGUGAUAACCAUUCACGUGAGGAUUUAUGUCAUCCAAGUGAUGACUGUCAACAACAACUGGUUGGGGACUUCAAGUUUCUUUCUAAUGAGUUGAGGGUUCUCCACUGGCAUGGAUUCCCCUUAAAGUCUUUGCCAUCCAAUUUUCACCCGAAGAAUCUUGUUGAACUUGACAUGCGUUCUAGUCACAUUGAACAACUGUGGGAAGGAAUUAAGCCUUUGAAAAAGUUGACAAUUAUUAAUUUAAGUCACUCUCCAUACCUUAAGAAAAUCCCUGACUUCACUGAGGCGACGAAUAUGAAGAAACUGGUUCUUGAUGGUUGUUUAAGUUUAUUGGAGAUUCAUCCAUCCAUUUCAGCUCUUAAAAGCCUUGUUGUCAUGAGUCUAAAAGGGUGCAAAGCAGUUAAGAGUCUUCCAGGGAGCAUUUAUAUGAAGUCUCUUAAAAUCCUUGAUCUUUCUGGCUGCUCAAAUCUUGAGAUGUUUCCAGAGAUCUCAGGAAUUAUGGAGGACCUAUCGGAGCUUUAUUUGAAUGACACUGCAAUUGAAGAAUUACCGUCAUCGAUUGAACAGCUUCAGGGGCUUGUAUGGUAUUGCUCAUUUGUCCUCAUUAAGAACAUUAGAGCUGCGCAGAAACAACUUGGAGAGCUUACCUGCAGUAAUGAAUCGACUUCAUCGUUUAUCACAUCUUGA
Fragaria vesca subsp. vesca is the source of this 2362-nucleotide messenger RNA. RefSeq names its product TMV resistance protein N-like (gene NBS14). Lineage: Eukaryota; Viridiplantae; Streptophyta; Magnoliopsida; Rosales; Rosaceae. The transcript is spliced from 5 exons. Gene Ontology annotation, biological process: signal transduction; defense response; regulation of DNA-templated transcription. Bases 29 to 2362 code for a protein of 777 amino acids. Gene Ontology annotation, molecular function: ATP hydrolysis activity; DNA-binding transcription factor activity; sequence-specific DNA binding. The record is from RefSeq and is a predicted model, not a curated record.